Molecule: messenger RNA, 1643 nt
Organism: Camelina sativa (false flax)
Lineage: Eukaryota; Viridiplantae; Streptophyta; Magnoliopsida; Brassicales; Brassicaceae
Product: interactor of constitutive active ROPs 4
Source: RefSeq, a predicted model, not a curated record
UUUAUUUCAAAUCUCCCCCAACGUCUCUUUUUAAUAUCUCUCUCUCUGCUUUUCGAAUUGUGAGAGUCUCUCUCUUUCUUUCUGGACAAAAGCUAAAAACUUCUCCUUUCUCCACAUUUUUGGGUUUUCUUGUCUUUGUGCUCUUGUUUCUAUUAACCCCAAUUAAUCUCAUCAACAGAUUCAAAAUUUAUUUCCUCUGUUUUAGUAUUUAUCUCAAUCACUCCUUCGUAUUCAAUUGCAAAAGAGAAACCGAGAAAGUAGUCAGCUUGUCUACAUUGUCUUGAUCUCCUUCAAGAUCAUACAACCUCUGGAGAUAGCCUCGACAGCUCUGCGUAAAUCAGGAUGCCAAAACCAAGUAUUAGAGGUUCAGAGUUGCCUCAGAGACAAUCUCCAAGGCUAAGGACAUCAUCACCGUCCAUUUCCUCUGAGCCGAAGCAUCUCAACCGUCCAAUUACAGACCGGAGUCCAAAGCUCGGUCUUGACCGUAGAUCUCCGAGGAGUGGUGGGCCUCACACUGAUCCUCUGACUCAGAAGAAGCUUGGGAGUCGCAUCUCUGGAUUGGAGUCGCAGCUAGGUCAAGCCCAGGAGGAGUUGAGAUUGCUCAAACAGCAGUUGGCUAGAGCUGAGGCUGCCAAGAAACGUGCUCAAGAAGAGCUUCAUCAUAAGAAGAAAUCCAAGAAACCAAGCCCUUCUGUUCCGGAGAGAGACGAGAUUCCUGGUGAUGGACAUCAAGAGACUGAUGUUUUCGAGGUUCUUGUUGAGGAAGCAAAAGAAGGUGAGAAGGUGAAGAGUGAUGAGUUGGCUUCAAAGGAAGACCAAAUCAAUGUACUGAAAGCUAGACUAUACGACUUGGAGAAAGAAAAGGUAUCACUUGGCGAGGAGAACGCAAGCUUGAAGGAUCAGUUGAAGAGGACGGGUUCAGAAAUGUCCACUGCAAAGGUGAAAGAGGAUGAGAUAGCUUCAAAGGUGAGUCAGAUUAAGGAAGAGCUGGAAGAAAGCAACGAGACCACGGCAGAGCUAAAGAAGAAGCUUGAAUCCAUGGAAGACGCAAAAGAGAGUCUAGAAGCCGAGAUGAAGAAGCUGAAAGUACAAACCGAGCAGUGGAGGAAAGCAGCAGACGCUGCAGCUGCGGUUCUAUCUGGAGGGGUUGAGAUGAAUGGUCGGUUCUCAGAGCAGUGCGGGUCAAUGGAGACGCAUUUUGCAGGCAGAUUUGUAGGAUCACCGGGAAUGGCUGAUGAUUUGGAUGACGGGUUAGGGUUUGGGAAGAGGAAAGGUUCAGGGAUGAAGAUGUUCGGUGACCUGUGGAAGAAGAAAGGGCAAAAAUGAAGUGAUAGAACAAACACUAGCGUGUGAUUCAAGGAAGUGUGGGAUGGUCUGAUUGUCUACGAAAUGACGAGCUCAUCAUUUCGAAUUAUAUAAAAUGAUUUCUAGUGAUGAUCAUUUAGAGAAUGAUUGUGCUGCUUUACCAAAAAGCUAAUUUAUCAGAAUUCUGAUUCAAUUGCCAAAUUCUGAUGGUUCGUCUGCACUUCUCUUGAUCACUUGAAUUAGUUUUGCUGACAUUGUUUUGCAAUGUUUAAAAGUUUUGCUGGGAUCUCAUAGAAAGGGAUUCAUCGAUGUCGGCAAUGUUUUGGAAUAAGUUGAAA